This is a messenger RNA of Solanum stenotomum, 585 nucleotides long. Its product is annotated as EPIDERMAL PATTERNING FACTOR-like protein 5. Gene Ontology annotation, biological process: stomatal complex development; guard cell differentiation. The record is from RefSeq and is a predicted model, not a curated record. Bases 204 to 569 code for a protein of 121 amino acids. NCBI's taxonomy places the organism in Eukaryota, Viridiplantae, Streptophyta, Magnoliopsida, Solanales, Solanaceae. The transcript has 3 exons.
GUGCAUAUGUUCUCUCCUCAGUCAUUCCCAAAUAUUUUUCUUCUCAUAUCUCAGUAUCUCCACCACUUCUUCACAAAAUAUAAUUAAAAAACAAAAACAAAUCUUGAAAAUCCCAAUUUUCUUAAAUCUUUGUGAUUAAUUGCAUGGGAUAUAAUUUGUGAUAAUAUAUUUCUUUUUGGUCAUCAUAAUUUUUCUUCUUGUUGAUGGAGUAUUACUACUGCAGUGUUAGAUGGAGGAUUAUACACAAAAAAAUCCUUCUAUUUUUUACACUCUUCUUCUUCUUUUUUGUAGCCUACAAAACCCUCAACUCUACAAGUCUCUUUGAGAUCAAUUUUGGGUUGCCUGCUAAAGCUGAUUUUUCCUUCCAGAGACUCAAGAAGGCAACGGCAAAUACAAGGAGGAUUUUAGGUGGCUUAGGAUCGUCGCCGCCGCGGUGCAUCUUAAAAUGCGGCAGAUGCACGCCAUGUCAUCCGGUCCACGUGGCGGUGCCACCGGGGACUCCGGUGACCGCUGAGUACUACCCAGAAGCAUGGAGGUGCAAGUGUGGCAACAAGUUGUACAUGCCCUAAUUUAUAUGAUAUUUUU